UUUCUCUUACUUUCUCUCUCUUCAAAUUACUCUCCCUCGUUUCCUUCUACUUUUUCUCUCUCUCAAAUAUCGCCGUCAAAUUCGGGAGAAUUUUAUUUUCUUUCGAAACGAAUUUCAAUUUAUACCAAUCUUAAAUAUAAAUAUAAUCAUUCAAUUGACUUCAUCAUCUAAACCCUAAAAUAUCAUAUCAUCGUAAUUUUUGUUAUUGUUAGUAAUAAUUGUGGAGAAUUAUUAUUAUUACAUCGAAAACUCUGAAAAUUUCAGCUUCUUCUAAAUUUGGAAUCUUUUUAUCUUCUUCAAUUUUUACUAUAUCAAUCCUAUCUUUUUCUCUCUCCUCCUUAAAUUAGCACCGACAAUUCAGAUCACUUGAUAUUUCUCUCACUUUUUCUGUGAUCUUGAUAUCACCUUUUUUUUUGAGGUUAAAGAAAAAUUCGGAAAAGGAGGAUCGUCGAUUUUAAGGGGCUCCGGUGAUGCUUAAUUGACCGUUAUAAUUUUAAACGGAAAAUUGGAGAAAUGUCGGGACCUCUUGAUCGAUUUGCUCGACCUUGUUUUGAGGGAUUCUCCGGACACGAUGAGAGAAGGGAAAGAAAAUCUGAUUUCGAGAACUCGGAGGAUGAGAGGAGGUCAAGGAACUGGUCUUUGAAGAAGAAGGCAAUGAAUGCUUCGUCCAAAUUAAAACAUUCUCUUAAGAAAAAGAGUAGCGGCAGAAGGAAAAGUGAUGGGCGUGUCAGCUCAGUUUCAAUAGAGGAUAUACGAGAUGUAGAAGAGUUGCAGGCUGUUGACGCAUUUCGACAAGCAUUGUUAUUGGAUGAACUUUUACCCAAUAAGCAUGAUGAUUAUCAUAUGAUGUUGAGGUUCCUUAAAGCUAGAAAAUUUGAUAUUGAAAAGGCAAAAUGCAUGUGGGCUGAUAUGGUCAAGUGGAGAAAGGAAUUUGGUGUUGAUGCUCUUGUGCAGGAAUUUGAGUUUAAAGAGAUAGAUGAAGUCUUGAAGUAUUAUCCCCAUGGUUAUCAUGGUGUGGACAAACAGGGUAGACCUGUUUACAUCGAACGACUAGGAAAAGUUGAUCCAAACAAGCUCAUGCAAGUAACUACGAUGGAUCGCUAUAUAAAAUAUCAUGUUCGAGAAUUUGAGAAAGCCUUUGCAAUUAAGUUCCCAGCUUGCACCAUUGCUGCAAAGCGGCACAUAGAUUCAAGCACUACAAUCUUAGAUGUUCAGGGUGUGGGUCUGAAAAACUUUACCAAGUCUGCUAGGGAACUUAUAACACGACUGCAGAAGAUUGAUGGUGACAAUUAUCCUGAGACCCUGUACCAGAUGUUCAUUGUUAAUGCUGGUCCGGGAUUUAGGCUACUGUGGAACACUAUUAAGUCUUUUCUGGAUCCAAAAACCACCUCAAAGAUUCAUGUUCUUGGUACCAAGUUCCAGAGCAAAUUACUUGAAGUAGUCGAUGCCAGUGAGUUGCCAGAAUUCCUUGGAGGGACUUGCACUUGUGCGGAGCAAGGAGGAUGUAUGCUGGCUGAUAAGGGACCUUGGAAGAAUCCUGAAAUUUUAAAGAUGGUUCUUAAUGGUGAGCCGCGGCGUGCAAGACAAGUUGUUAAGGUCUUGAGCAGUGAUGGAAAGGUUCUUGCUUAUGCUAAGCCCCAAUUUCCAAUGCUGAAAGGGAGUGAUACAUCUACUGCUGAGUCGGGAUCUGAAGCGGAAGAUAUUGCGUCACCUAAGGCGGCAAUGAAUUACUCACAUUUGAGAUUGACUCCUGUUCGUGAAGAGGUCAAGGCAAUUGGAAAGACAGGCUUUGCUGGCAGCUAUUCGGGUUAUGACGAGUAUGUACCCAUGGUGGAUAAACCCGUUGAUGCUGGUUGGAAGAAGCAAUCAUCAAUUCAAAGAUCUUAUUCUUCUAAAGGGAUAUUUCCGCAGCCGGAUACGAAGAAGACUCCAGAAGGAAUCCGAGACCGUGUGCUGAUGAUGCUUAUGGCCUUUUUCAUGGCCCUGCUCACAAUUUUCCGGUCAUUGGCAGGCCGUGUGACUAAGAAACUAACCUAUGCAUCGAGUAAUGAGCUUAAUGUGACUGACGUCACCUUAGAUCCAGUUCCCCAGGAAUCUCGCCCCCCUUCUCCACUUCCGGCAUUCGCUGAAGCCGACUUCAUGCCCAAUGUAUUGAAGAGGCUGACUGUCCUUGAGGAGAAGGUAGAUACACUUCAAUCAAAGCCUUCUGAAAUGCCAUAUGAGAAAGAGGAAUUGCUGAAUGCCGCUGUAUGUCGUGUGGACGCAUUGGAGGCAGAAUUAAUUGCUACCAAGAAGGCUCUACAUGAAGCUUUGAUGAGGCAAGAGGAACUUCUUGCUUAUAUUGAUCGUCAAGAGGAAGCCAAGUUUCGGAAAAAGAACAAGUUUUGCUGGUGAGCGGAUCGAUAAUGAGAGCUGAGGCAUUUUCUUAACAAUAUCUUCUCCAUAAGCGAAAUAUAUGUGAAUCUAUAUCAACUUUAUGUUCCACAAAAAUAGCUACUGCUAUGAUGUAAAGAGAUGCAGAGAAUCUGUGUAUGUUGAGUAAAAUACCCCCCAGUUCCUAUUUAAGGGGAGGGUGGAAGUGAAAUUACAUAAUGUUUCUGGAAACCUGUGUGACUUCUGGUGUUCUUCGUCUAAUACAUUUAUUUAUCGAA
Molecule: messenger RNA, 2651 nt
Organism: Beta vulgaris subsp. vulgaris (sugar beet)
Lineage: Eukaryota; Viridiplantae; Streptophyta; Magnoliopsida; Caryophyllales; Amaranthaceae
Product: phosphatidylinositol/phosphatidylcholine transfer protein SFH6
Exons: 15
Coding region: 514-2394 (626 amino acids)
Source: RefSeq, a predicted model, not a curated record